Messenger RNA from Photinus pyralis (common eastern firefly), 964 nucleotides. Its product is annotated as torso-like protein. The coding region runs from base 158 to 964 and encodes 268 amino acids. The transcript is spliced from 3 exons. NCBI's taxonomy places the organism in Eukaryota, Metazoa, Arthropoda, Insecta, Coleoptera, Lampyridae. The record is from RefSeq and is a predicted model, not a curated record.
GUAGUGUCUUUAUGGGGUGGUUUAAGUGCCAAUUUGAAACUUUUUAAAUAUUAAGGCCAAUUACACUAAACUUUAUACUAGUUAUGUGCAUUAUAAAUAUAAAAACAAAUAAUGAGAGCCAGCGUUCCGCAUCCCUUUGGUGCCAGUUGCGGCGAGGAUGUGGGGCAGGGCGCUGCUGCUCGUGCUAGUGAUAGCGUUCACGGCCGACGGCGAAGGCGUCCAGGAGUCAUCAUCGUACGACGCUCAGCUCAAAGUUGGACGAUCAAUUGACAUCUUUACGCGGUACGGCUAUUUGAGUCUCAGCAUGAAGGUGGUGCCGAGGAACGAGUCCGAUUCAAAUUGGAUCUUUCGGGAGCCAACCGUGGACGUUUUCACCGAUAUAAAUCCCUUAAUUAUUCGCCCCCAACUAGCCGGAAAGAAAACCGUGUUCGAGGGAGACUUUCAUAUGGAAUUCUGCGACAAUUUACGUCAAUUACUGCAGGCGUAUUUUAGAGACUUUACGUUUGAACGUCUGCAAAGGCCCUGGAGGGCUUUUGCUGCGAGCUGGACUCAAGAUAACAUAAGUAAAUAUUUAGGAAUUAAUUCUUCCUACGUACACGGUGAUCAUUGUUAUGUGCUAGUGCGAUUAUCGAGAUUCCGUGAUACCGCUAAGCUAUCGAGACUUCCUAAUAACAUUAGCAUUUCCGAAAUGGUCGAACGUGAGAUAGACAAUGUGCGUGUUGGGGAUGUUACCAGCGUCUUGGUGUUUAUGCGGAAAUAUGGAUCCCACUUCAUCAACUCCUUCGUUACUGGAAAUUCAUUGUAUCAGUUAAUCAAGGAGCCGGCUACGAUUAUAUAUUUACCGGUACUCGCGCAUCAAAUAGAUAACAUAACCUUGAGGUUAGUCGAUCAAGACGGUCAUUUAGUAGAUUUCGGCGAAGAAAGAGUGACUAUUCGAUUGGAGCUGAAAAAAUAUGGGACUUAA